AUAUUUUGCUGAAGAUUGGGGCUCCGUCGGUACGCAGCCAUAGCCAACACAUUUUGGUGCCGAAACCCGGGAAGACUUCUCUUGGACUGAGUGGAUUAUCUGUGGGUCACUACUUGGACUACGCUGGAGCGCGAAGAGGUUAUUGUAGAAGGUUAGUGCACUGUGUUUUGUUGUGAGAAAGAGGGUCAAGGUCAUGGCUGAGACAUUUGAGGAAUUAAUUGCGGAGCAAUCAGCUUUGAUUGAUUCUGUACGCCGCAUGUUAGAGAACUUUCGGAAAGCUGGCACUAAUAAUUCGGAAGCGCAUAUGGAGACUAGAUUAGAAUCUCUGGCCAAUAUUCGCAUGGAGUUCCGAGAGAACCAUCGAAAAUUGGUGCGUUCGGAUGACGAAUUGGUUCGGAACGAUUAUAUGGAGGCAGAUCUUGAAGGAAAGUUCCAAGAAGCGUAUAUUGAUAGUGUGGCGCAGAUUAGAACUGACCUAAAUGAGACUAAGGAUCGACUUUUGGCAUCAACAGGAAUUAACAAUCUUGAUUUUCAGGAUGGGAAUCGCAACGCGCUACCGUCACGGUUUAUAGCACCAGACCAAACCAUGAUCGAUGAGGUUAAACUUCCCACGGUUAAAUUGCCUAUAUUUAGCGGUGAAUUUGUAGAUUGGCCGGCAUUUAAGGAAAUAUUUGAAGCGCGAGUUCAUAAUAGCCCUAGACUCACUGAUCUACAUCGAUUCCAUUACCUCAAAGAUUCUUUGUCAGGGGAAGCAAUCAAAGAUAUCCAACAUCUAACACUGAUCGAAACAAAUUAUCAUGUAGCUUGGCAAAUGUUAUUAAAUUUAUAUGAUAAUAAGCGUGUUCUGUUUCAACAUUAUAUGCAGGUACUAGAACAACAGCCCAUGGUGCAGAGCGAUGACCCUGUUUCGCUUAAGGGGUUUUUACAAACUUGUCGUUCUUGUAUUAAAUCAUUGGAAAAGGUUGGCGUUAACCUUUUCGAUCAAAGUCAUGUCAUAGUUUACAUGGUAACGAAGAAACUACCUGCGGAGCUGCGGUUGGACUGGGAAAAAUCCCUGGCUACUUCGCAGGAGUUACCAACAUUCGAAGAAUUAUCCGCGCAUCUCGAUGGACAAUACAGGACUAUGCUUACGUCCGCCAGUGGCGAGAGGACAAUAUUGUCUAACAAGGAUCGAAAGGGAGCAUCGGGAUCAUCUGAGAAGCGCCGAGAUGUGAAAUCUUCCUUUGUCGCCCGAUCGGAGCAGAAAUGUGCCAUGUGUUGCAAGAACGGUCAUUCCGUCCAAGAUUGCAAGGUUUUCGAAAGUAUGCAUCUAACAGCACGGAGGGAAGCUGUUAUGAAGCAACGUUUGUGCUUCAACUGUUUGGGGAAUAACCAUAACUCACGAAGGUGCAAACUUAAAAACAAUUGUUCGAUAUGCGCAGAUCGGCAUCACACGCUCAUACAUUUGGAUCGGGUUCGGCUAACUAAAGAGCCAAAUGAGCAGGUGCAACAAGUUACUUCCAACGCAAUUAGCGGGACUUCGAGUACAACUGGGACUAGUUAUGAAGUGCUAUUGCCAACAGCGUUAGUUCUGAUCCAGUCAGCAGAAGGGUUUACACUACAGUUCCGAGCAUUUCUUGACCAAGGAUCGCAAGCUUCGUUUGUAUCGGAAAACGUAGUUCAGAAGUUGGGACUAACUCGUCAAAAGGCAUACAUUAAGGUUAAUGGACUGGCCAACGCCCAAGUUACCGAAGCGUCUUCUUCCGUUCUUUUAUGUUUUGGAUCAAGGUUUGAGACACAGGCAAGGUAUAGUGUGACUGCGUAUGUGUUACCAAAGGUGAGUAAGCGCAUGCCAAAUCGUCGCUUAUCUGUGGAAAAAUGGUCUCAAUUUGAACAGUUUUGCCUGGCUGAUCCUAAUUAUUUUGUUCCACAAGGUGUGGACAUAUUGUUGGGGAGUGAUAUCUAUGAUGAAUUGAUGCUAAGUGAAAUACAUCGUGGACCGGAUGGCUGGCCUAUUGCUCAAAGCACACGACUUGGAUUUAUAAUAUCAGGAAAAGUUAAGGAACCCAUCACAAAGGUCUCGGUGCAUACGGUGACCGUAAUCAAGGACGAAUCAUCUGCGGAAUUAGAAGGAUUACUUCGCAGAUUCUGGGAAUUUGAACAGUUGGAUGAGGCAGCAGAAGUUUUGUCGAAGGAAGAUUUGUGGUGUGAGGAACAUUUUGUUAAUACACAUGUGCGGUUACCUUCAGGGAAAUAUCAAGUGCGGUUGCCAUUUCUAUCCGCUUUGGAUCCCCAGUUAGUAAUUGGGUCGUCGCGUCAAGGUGCUUUGAAACGGUUGUGCCAUUUGGACAAGCGUUUACGCAACGAUGCCAACCUGAAGGAGGUGUAUUCCAAAACCAUAAAGGAAUACUUGGAGUUGGGACAAAUGGAAAAGGUUGUUACACAAGUUGGACAAACGGAAGAAACAGGCUACCCGGGGGGAGCCACACAUUGUUAUUUACCUCACCACCCAGUAAUCAAGGAAUCGUCAACGACUACCAAGGUGCGCGUCGUCUUUGACGGAUCGAUGAAGACGAGCAAUGGGAAAUCGUUGAAUGAAAUCUUAGCAAUAGGGCCCAAAUUGCACAUGGAGCUUCCAGCAAUACUGAUCAACUGGAGAGUAAUAAGAUUUGCAUUCCUUGCGGACGUGGAAAAAAUGUAUAGAUGUAUUAAUAUACAUAAGAAGGAUGCUCAAUUUCAAAGAAUUUUGUGGAAAACGGACAACACUGUCCAGGUAGAGGAAUAUGCCUGCUGCACGGUCAUGUUUGGCACGAGCUGUGCUCCGUAUCUGGCCAUUAGAGUUAUGCAGCAGUUAGCCGAAGAUGAAGAGCAUAACUACCCGCUGGCAGCCAAUGUACUUAAACGUCAGAUGUAUGUGGACGACGUUUUAUCUGGAGCAAAUAGUAUUUCCGAUGCAAAGGAACUGCAAGCUCAAGUUAGAGGAAUGAUGAGAAGGGGAUCUUUUGAGUUGCGAAAAUGGGCCAGCAACUGUCCUCAACUGUUGGAAGGAAUACCUCUAGAACAUCGGGAAACCAAAGAGCCUCUAAACUUUCAAGGUACACCAACGAAGAGAAAGAUGCUUUCGACGAUUGCGAGGUUAUUCGACCCAAUGGGAUGGUUGAGCCCAAUCACCGUUGUUGGAAAGCGAAUGGUGCAAGCUCUGUGGAAGACAAAACUUAGUUGGGACGACCACGUACCAUUGGAACUUCAAAAAGAAUGGCAGAAAUUCAUUCAAGAGCUACCAAACUUGUCUAAGAUUCAUAUACCGCGCUACAUUGCUUGGGGAAUGUCAAAGGGAACUCCACAGUUACACAUGUUCUGCGACGCGUCAGGAUACGCGUACGGUGCGGCGGCUUACUUACGAAUUCCGAUAGGAGAGAACGCCUUUCAUGCGGAACUAAUUUUAGCGAAAUGCAAGGUAACGCCUAUCAAGCCGCAGCUUACAAUUCCAAGAGCGGAAUUGUGUGCAGCAGUCAUUGCUGCGAAAAUAUUUAAGUAUUUAAAGGAUCACUUAACUAUUCAUAUUGAUUUUGCAGAGACUGUAUUUUGGUCAGAUUCGAUGAUCGUUUUGAGCUGGAUCCAAGGAGAUGCUGCGAGGUGGAAGGUUUUCGUUGCCAACCGCAUAAGCAAAAUUUUGGAGCUAUGCGAUGGGAAACAAUGGCGACAUAUAGCAUCUGAGGAUAAUCCUGCCGAUCUUCUAAGUCGGGGUAUCAGUGUUACUAAAUUAGCAUCGUGCCAAUUAUGGUGGAAUGGACCGCCGUGGCUGAGAUUUAAAGAUUGUGAGUGGCCAUCGACAAAACUAGAUUCUGGAACCGAUAUGCGAGUCACCAGCGAACAGAAGCAGAUGCACUGCAACGCUAUUUCUGUGGAGAAAGAGAACGGAUCCGAUAUACUAGGAAGGUUUUCAUCGUACACAUUUCUCAUUCGCAUGCUGGCCUAUAUUCAUAGAUUUAUAAGGAAUUGCAGGAUAUCGAAAUCUGCUCGAAUAAUAGAUUCUCUCACGAUAAGAGAACUUUCUGAAGGGUUUUUGUGUGCGGUUCGUAUGUGCCAAAUGGAAGGCUUUGCAGGCGAUUGGAAACUAUUAUCGGAAGGGAAAAUGUUACAUAAGCAAAGUCCGCUAUUACCACUCAAUCCAUAUUUUGAUGAAUCGGAAAAAAUCAUUCGACUUGGAGGACGCUUGAGAGACGCACUGCUGCCGAUGGCGGAAAAACACCCAUACAUUCUACCUUAUCAGCAUUCAUUUACAAGCUUGGUCAUUCGUUAUAGCCAUGUCAGUACCUUACAUGGAGGUGCGGCCCUUACACUCAAUCAUAUCAGGAAAAAAUGUUGGAUCAUCAACGGACGUAACGCCGUACGAAGAGAAAUCCAUAAAUGCAUUGUUUGCUAUAAAUUUAACCCUUGUAUUACAAGCCAAAAGAUGGGUAAUCUGCCACCGGCCAGGAUUCGGCCACAGAAGGCUUUUACGUCAGUUGGGAUUGACUACGCAGGACCGUUCAACAUUUCGCCAUCUAAAGGAAGAGGACGGACUUCGGUUAAAGGCUAUAUCGCUGUUUUUGUAUGUCUUGUAACAAAAGCUAUCCACCUAGAACCAGUGGGGGAUUUGACAUCGGACGCUUUUCUUGGAGCACUUCACCGAUUCAUCGGCCGCCGUGGAAAAUGUGUUCAUAUUUAUAGCGACUGUGGCACAAAUUUCGUCGGGGCAAAUCGGAAGCUGCAGGCAGACAAGUUGGCAUACAAGUUGUACAUCGAAAAAACGAUUCUAGGUAAACUCACAGAUGACGGGAUUACGUGGCAUUUUAACCCUCCCUCCGCUCCACAUUUUGGAGGUCUAUGGGAGGCGGGUGUUAAGUCAAUGAAACACCACCUAAAAAGGACAGUUGGUGAUCGUACGCUUACAUACGAGGAAUUGGCCACUGUAUUAGCUCAAAUUGAAGCGUGCUUAAACUCUCGUCCGUUGUGCCCGCUAAGCAAUGACCCGGAAGAUUUGAUGGUCCUAACUCCAGGCCAUUUCUUAGUUGGGGAUGCUCUACUCGCUAUGCCAACAGAGCAGGCCGAUAAACUAAGUGCCACCGAGAGAUGGAGGAACUGUCAGCACUUGGUUCAGCAAUUUUGGAAGCGUUGGUCCUCGGAUUAUCUAUCACGCUUGCAGCGGAGACCGAAGUGGUUGGAAAAUAGGCGUAACUUGCAGGCUGGAGAUCUAGUACUCAUUAAAGAUGAACGUUUGCCGUCUAAUCUAUGGGCUCUUGGUCGAAUUACUGAAACUCAUUGCGGCCAAGACGGUUUGGUUCGAGUGGUUAAACUCCAGUCUCAGAGUGGUAUUAUUAAACGGCCAGUAGCAAAAUUGUGCCCAUUACCCAUACAAGAUAAUUGGUUAAAUCGUGAUCUUGACCCUCCACAACAAUUCUAAGUUGCAUUAUCUUUUUAGCGUCCAACCUCCAACCAACCGAAGACGUUGAAGAAGCAGUUAAUAAUAUUUUAAUAAUAUCAUUAGGGGGGAGAAUGUUUGGACUGUAUAUUGUCAACACGAGAACUUGCAGUGUAACUGACGUCACACUGUAAGCUCUCUAGUUACAGACAUUCUUCUUUGCCUUUUAUUCGUAGUCUUGUUCGAAAGAUCGAACCAUAUCACAGCUAAUUUGUGCAUAUGUACAUACAUAAUUUGGAGAGCUGCAGCUUCGGUGAAAAUGAAAUGUAAAACCGACAAGUUAAUCUGCGAGCGACAGUCAAUAUAGUCAGAAGCACCCUCUGUGCUCUUCUCUUUUAUGUUUAAUUAUAUAACCUAAUUAAAUCGAACGCACAUUUUUGGAACCUUUCGACUUCUUAUUUG
This is a messenger RNA of Drosophila rhopaloa, 5845 nucleotides long. RefSeq lists its product as uncharacterized. The transcript has 2 exons. Gene Ontology annotation, molecular function: nucleic acid binding. Gene Ontology annotation, biological process: DNA integration. The record is from RefSeq and is a predicted model, not a curated record. The coding region runs from base 194 to 5425 and encodes 1743 amino acids. Lineage: Eukaryota; Metazoa; Arthropoda; Insecta; Diptera; Drosophilidae.